Molecule: messenger RNA, 693 nt
Organism: Striga hermonthica
Lineage: Eukaryota; Viridiplantae; Streptophyta; Magnoliopsida; Lamiales; Orobanchaceae
Source: the annotation of a GenBank genome assembly
AUGUCGAAGAUUCGCUCGAGAAAUACGAAGUGGAUGGCACUGAAACUUGAUAUGAGUAAAGCCUACGAUAGGGUCGAAUGGAGUUUUAUCGACGCCAUGCUCACGAGAAAAGGUUUUCCUCCUCGGUUCAAGGCCUUGAUUUAUAAUUGCAUUUCUACAGUCAGGUUCUCAUUCUCUAUCAAUGGAGUUAUUAUGGGUAGCCUGGUUCCUUCUCGUGGUUUGAGACAAGGCUGCUCGUUAUCACCUUAUCUAUUUAUUCUUUGCGCCGAAGGCUUUUCUGAGGCAUUGAGGCAUGCUGAAGUAUCGGGUGAUCUGAUGGGUAUGCGAUGCAGUCGGCAAGGCCCUCGAAUAUCUCAUUUAUUUUUUGCCGACGAUUCUAUUAUUUUCUCCAAAGCCCGGCCACAGGAAGCAACGUUUAUCUUAAACAUCCUUCGAAGGUAUGAACACGCCUCUGGACAGAUUAUAAAUUUGAAGAAGACGACAAUUACUUUUUCGCCGAAUACCCCAAUCUCUUCUCGAAACGACAUAUGGUCCUUAUUCGGUAUCCAAAAUCCAUCGUCUCAUAGUACCUAUCUGGGGCUUCCUUUUGUGGUGGGCCGAGCGAAAUUUCGUACUUUCGCAUCCGUUCAAGAUAAAGUUUGGAAACGGCUUCAAGGUUGGAACCGGAAUCUAUUCUCUAAGGGCGGUCGAUAA